Ornithorhynchus anatinus (platypus) is the source of this 1263-nucleotide messenger RNA. Its product is annotated as phosphorylated adapter RNA export protein. The coding region runs from base 76 to 861 and encodes 261 amino acids. The record is from RefSeq and is a predicted model, not a curated record. The transcript has 5 exons. Lineage: Eukaryota; Metazoa; Chordata; Mammalia; Monotremata; Ornithorhynchidae.
CGGAGAGCGGUCAAAGACCCAGAAGCCUUUGAGCGAGAGGCAGCUGGUGCCCCGCGAAGGUGUCAGGGCCGAAGCAUGGCUGCUGCUUCCGCCCGCGACGGGCCCGACGGGGACGCCCAUUGGAAAGGGGCCGGACAGGAGGCGUGGAGGCGGACGAGGACCCCUAGGUACCCGCCAGCCCUGUACCAUCGUGGAGCGGAGUGGACCGGAAAGGACGAGACCCUGCCCAGGGCGGCGCCCAAGAGGGCGUCGGAUGGAGGCGUCUCCUCCGGGCCGAGUCGCACCGCCGCCCUUAAACGUAGUUGGGCGAUGAACGGCGAGAACUCUGACAGUUCCUCCGAUUCAGAUGCCGACGAGCUCCCGCGGAAAGCAAAGCGGGAGAACCGUGGCGUCCUCUCUCCCGUUCCGUUGGUCCCGCGCAGUCAGAAGCAGCCAGCUCGGGCCGGGGGGAGGGCCAGCGACGACUGGGCUAGUGCAGUGCUGACGGACGAUAGCCAGGACGAGUUGGCCAGACAGUUCGAGAAGCUGGAAAUCAAGGAGAGCGCCGCCGAGAGCGGGCGGGCGGAGACCCAGAAUCGUUUGCUAGCCAGAAAACUCCCGAGAGUGCAGGAGGCAGAGAAAGGAGACCACGAGCCGGCUGAAGGCGUCUGGGGAGCCUCCCCCAUCGCAAGGACAGAAGAGAAUAAAGGAAAAUGCCAUCCCCAGCGCAAAUGCCUCGUCGAAGGAAAACCGGAAGAGAGACAAGAGAUAAAUUACAAAAGAUACUACGAUAUUCCUGAGGCGGGUUCGGAGGAAGUAGUGGCAAGGGAAAUUUCCCACAGGAUGGAAGUGGAAGAAAAACACCCAGAGAAGUCUAUCUGAGUGUCUUGAGAAACACUAAGAGCCUAACUGCUGAACAAAUUGAGGAAAUUUUCUGUGAGGAACAAAAAUGCAAAAAUAAACAUCCAAAGGAUGCUGAGAAGAGAAGCCUACAAGUCUGGAGGGGAAAAUUGAAGUAUCGUAAUUUUAAAGAAGAUUGCAGUCCUUCUAGCAUGGCAUCGGCCCCUCCAGAAGAUUCAAAGGAAGAAUGCAAUGAAACUAAGUUAGGUUCAGAGGAAGCAGUCAAGGUUGUUCCUCCUCACGACUGUGAGCUUUCUUAAUGGUACCCUGAAUCUGUUUUUUUAAACAAAAAUUGUUUAAAAACCUUAGAGUUAUUCUGUUGUUUGAUUAGGACUAUGUUGUUGAUUUUUGUGUGCAACAUAUUAAAGAAAGGUUCUGAGCUAG